AUGGCGUCGCUCUCAUUAAGCCCUGAGGGCAGUCAGAAGCCCAGCGACUUCACUGCCAGCGUGUUCGGGGAUUCGUCAGUGGCAAAAUGGGGACCGAGACACCGAAACCCAAUUGCUGCUGGGUGCGGGGCUGCAAAUCUGGAAAAGCGGGGAUUAGUGGCUGACACACCUUGCAACGAUCUGCCAAACCCGUGGCUGUGCCUGAACAGCCCCACGUUCCGGCGCUCAAACAUGCUGUCAAGCCAAGCCAGCCUCGCGCCGCCAACACAACACACCCCAGUUCAGCCCCUGGAAUCGUGGCCGAGUCAUCCACAACUCGAAACCCAUGCAGCCCAUGAUGGCGGCCCACAGCUGGUCACGCUUGCGCGCGCCAGUUCUCGUGCGCUGGAGCACUGGACCCCCUUUCUUCCCCAUGGAUUCUUCAAGGUUCAACUAGUUACGAUGCCCUUCUACGCCAACACGCCCGAGGCGCGACUGGGCCGCGCAGAUUCGUUGGACCCGGCAACGACAUGCAGAGGUAUCACUUCCGGCGGCCGCCCAUGUCGUCGUCCACUGUCUGCAGAUGACGAACCACCGGCUAGUUCGCGCUUGAGGCCCGCGAAAAAACGCACCGAUAAUCCAGCAGACGAGAGCCUGUACUGCUGGCAGCACAAGGACCAGGCCAGUGCCUCGGCGCAGUCGACCCCGGGGCCAAAGUUGUCUCAUACGCCCAUUCUGGAGGGGCGAACUAGCAUAGACACACUUGCCGAACGCCUCGGGCUCGUCCGCACACAGUCCCAGAAACCGCAGUAUGGAUGGGGAAGUGGGAACCCCUCAAGCAACACGGCCCGACCAAAGUCGAAAACCACAUUCUGCUGCUGCUUCAGCCUCCCCUCCUUCGACGAGGUCGAGCUUCCCCCGCGCCCGAAACCCUACCCGGUACAGCCAGCGUCCACGUCCCACAGGCCGGGGGGCAAGAAGAAGAGCUCGGGCCGACGCAAAGCCUCGUCGCUCAUCCCCGACGACCUCCCGGAGGAGACGACCGCCCAGCUCGUCGGCGAACUAGAGAAGACCGUCUCGCAGCAAGACGAAGCAGGAUACAUCUACAUCUUCUGGCUCACGCCCGAGUCCGAACCGGCCACGCCGCCCGCCGAGGCAGCCCGCUCUUUGCUGGCGCCACCCUCCACAUCCAACCGCGGCCGCCGACCAAGCGACGUCCUCUCCACCUUCGCCCGGCUGGCCAUUGGCGACGACAGCGACAACGACAACAACAACGCAGGCGGCCAGCAAGGCGGCCACAGCAAGCCCAAGAAGAAGGUGCUCCUCAAGAUCGGGCGGGCGACCAACGUGCAGCGGCGGCUGAACGAGUGGCAGCGGCAGUGCGGCUACAACCUCUCGCUGAUCCGCUACUACCCCUACGUGCCCUCCAGCAGCCCCGGCAGCGCGGCGCCGCGCAAGGUCCCGCACAGCCACAAGGUUGAGCGCCUGGUGCACAUUGAGCUGACGGGCCGCGGCCUGCGCGUGGCCGACCGCGAGAAGUGCGAGGCCUGUGGUCGUGAGCACCGCGAGUGGUUCGAGGUCGAGGCGUCGCGGAGCGCGGUGGCGGCUGUGGAUGAGGUGGUGCGGCGGUGGUCGGAUUGGGAUGAGGGGUUGCUUUAG
Molecule: messenger RNA, 1638 nt
Organism: Chaetomium globosum CBS 148.51
Lineage: Eukaryota; Fungi; Ascomycota; Sordariomycetes; Sordariales; Chaetomiaceae
Exons: 3
Coding region: 1-1638 (545 amino acids)
Source: RefSeq, a predicted model, not a curated record